AUGAGUACAGACUUCCACAGACUCCUUUUUGACAUUUCCGAGGCUUUGGUCACAGAUGAACUGGCAGCGCUGAAGUUCCUCAGCCUGGAACACAUCCCCAUGAGGAAACUGGAAGCCAUCCAGGAGCCCAAGGCCUUCUUCCAAAUCCUGCAUGAGAAAGACAUGAUCGAGGCAGGAAAACUGGACUUCCUGAAGGAGCUGCUCUUCCGGAUUGGCCGGAUAGACCUCCUGUCUGACCACCUGGGCUCCAGCCGAGAGCAGAUGGAGAGAGAUCUGCAGGCCCCAGGCAGGGCACAGGUGUCAGCUUACAGGCAACUGGUAUAUGGAAUUGCAGAGGACUUGACUCCAGAAGAUGUCAAAUGUCUGAAGUUCCUGCUCCAAAAACAAUUACCAAAGAGCAAGCUCCAGGAUAAUGCUUCAAUGUUGCAGGUCUUUCUGGAAAUGGAAAGAAAUGGGAUAAUUAAAGAAGAUAACCUGACAGUGCUGAAAGAUCUAUUAAUGAGAUUUAGAGCUGACUUAAAGAAAAGAAUUGAUAUCUAUGAAGAAAAAAGAAAGGUCCUAAAUUGUUCUAUUUAUCCUCUCCUUCUUAGAAAAGUAUUCCAAGGAAGAACUCCCGAAAAAAUUCCAAGACAAGAAGCAAAGGAGGAAACAAAAGACCUACCUGUGAAAACAUAUAAGAUGAAAAAUAACCCCCAUGGUUACUGUGUGAUUCUUAACAAUCACGUUUUUAAAAAUCUGGAUUGCAACAGAGAAGGAAUAGUGAAAGACAGAGAGGCUGUGAAGAGGGUCUUUCAGUGGCUUCAGUUUGAGACAGUUGAGUACAUAGAUCUAGAAACAAAACAAAUAUAUGAGAAAGUUAAAGAAUACAGCGAUAAAGAUCAUAGUAACAUGGACUGUUUUGUUUGCUUCAUUUUUUCCCAUGGUGAGUUUAUAAAUACUGAAGAUUUACUCUCCUUCUUCAGUGGAUCUAAUUGUUCUUCUCUUGCUGGCAAACCCAAGCUGUUUUUCAUCCAGACUUGCCAAGGCUCCGUAGGUCAUCCAGCAGUUCAGGUAGAAGGAGACGUUUCUGGAUGCCUUGAGACAGAUGCUACCCCUCUGACCUCCAUUCCUGAUAAGGCUGAUAUUCUAGUUGUCAUGGCUACAAUGGAAGGCUAUGAAUGCAGUAUUGAGACUGGCAGUGUUUACAUUCAAUGCCUCUGUGACCAGAUCAAGUUGCUUUGCCCAUUCCGCAAGGAUCUCAUGACCAUCCUUACAAAAGUGAACAAGAAAAUGGAAAGAAAAGUAUCUGGAGAAUGCAAGCAGGUGGCAAAGAUAUCAACAACACUACUGAAGCAAUUGAUCUUCGAAAUUCCAAACUGUCAGUCAAGUGAAAAGUAG
Molecule: messenger RNA, 1377 nt
Organism: Acanthisitta chloris (rifleman)
Lineage: Eukaryota; Metazoa; Chordata; Aves; Passeriformes; Acanthisittidae
Product: caspase-8-like
Exons: 7
Coding region: 1-1377 (458 amino acids)
Biological process (GO): apoptotic process; regulation of apoptotic process; proteolysis
Molecular function (GO): cysteine-type endopeptidase activity; protein binding
Source: RefSeq, a predicted model, not a curated record